AUGUCGGCGGACGAACGCAAGUGGGCAAAGACUUGGUACUCCGAGGGCAAGCAGCCGUCCGAGAUCGCCGGCCUGCUGGGCAGGGACACAUCAUCAAUUGCCCGCCUGUUGUGUGUGCAGAAGCCUGUGAAGAAGCAGGGCCGGCCUAGCGCACUCACCAAAGCUCAGAUCGACUUCUUGGAGCGCAAGCUUGACCAGAUGAUCGUUAAGGCGGACGGGCAGCACACCGUGACGGUGGAGAUGUUGCAGAAAGCAGCGAAGAUCAAAGCCUCUUCCCGAACCAUACUACGAGCCUUGCACGAGCGCAACAUCUUCUUCCGGAAGCUGCGAGAAAAACCGGUUCUCACACCAGAGGACGUGAGGGACCGUUUCCAGUUCGCGAAGACGUACCGCAACAAAACGGGUACCUGGUGGGCGAACCGGCUUGAUGCCUUCAUCGACGGGAAGCACUUCCAGGUCUAUCUCAACAGCAAGGCAUCAGGAACACUACAGGGUGUGCCAGCCGGUGACGGGCCUUGCCACGAGUACGCCGUGGCAGGAAGCAGCGAGACGGUCGUGAACCUCUUCGAGGAGGCACAAGAGCCCUUCAAUGCGGGUGCUUGGGUCAAGCGUUGGCAGAAAGCAGAGGUGCUAGCCAGCGCCUCUGACCCUGGCAACAAGAAGAAGGGGAGAAGUUCACUCCUCUAG
Messenger RNA from Symbiodinium necroappetens, 687 nucleotides. NCBI's taxonomy places the organism in Eukaryota, Dinophyceae, Suessiales, Symbiodiniaceae. The record is from the annotation of a GenBank genome assembly.